UAUCAGGUGUUAGCUAUGUCAUAUUGCACUUUCGUUCUCCGCGCACUUCCUUGUUCUUCUUCACACAAAAAGCUGUACAUGGCUCCUCUCUCGCCUCUCAAGGGUUUCGCCGAGCUUUUAUCGGCAAACUCCCAUCCUCUGAUCUCAAAACAUUGAAAAUUUAAUCAUUCAUUCAUUCAUUUCAAUCCUCAUAGGAUUGUAUCUACCUCUGCCGAUUCAUCCAAUUGGGAAAGAUCCGUGCGAGGAAUUUGGCCGGAGCUGCGCGUCGUUGUUUGUAUUCUAAGUUGCUAUGGCGUGAGAGGUGGUGUUUCGCGUUGCUUGGAUGAUAGAGGGAGAGCUCGAAGAUCUGAGGAUUUGGUUUGAGUUUGAUUCUGAUUUGUGGAGGUCGCGAUGGAUGUGGAUUUCAAUGGUGAUGUGGCCAGCCUAGACACGGAGCUAUUGCUGCUUCCGGACUUUUCUCCAUUGGCCAUCAAAACGAAUGCGUAUCUCGUUGAGAAGCUCUUUGAUGAAUGGCUCUCGGUUCCAGAUACGAUUACUUUGGUAAAAACUUUGGUCAGUAAUGCCAAGGGUGGUUGUUCCUUAGGUGUCUCAGGAACUUCUUCAAGCAGUAGUGCUGCCACAAGCAAUUCUUUGCCUUCUAUCUUUCCUGCUGGCAAUGCACCUCCACUUUCACCACGAAGUUCUUCGGGUUCACCUAGAACCGUGAAGCAGAGGGCAGGGCCUUCUAAUUUAGGUUCCCCUCUGAAAUUAGUGAUUGAACCGGUUAAAGAGCUGAUACCACAGUUCUACUUUCAAAAUGGCAUUCCACCUCCAAAUGAAUUGAAAGAACGGUGUUUGUUUCGAACCAAUCAGAUUUUCUAUGGUCAUAUAGAUGGAAUACCAAUGCAUGAAUUCAAACUAUUAACUAAGGAAAUAUGCAAGAUACCAUCAUUCUUCUCUACUUCUCUUUUUAGAAAGAUUGACGUAAGUGGCACUGGGAUUUUGACCAGGGAUGCCUUUGUUGAUUACUGGAUCAAUGGUGGUAUGUUGACUAAAGAUAUAGCAACCCAAAUAUUCUCAAUCUUGAAGCAGCCAGAUCUCAAGUAUCUAACACAGGCGGACUUCAAACCAGUGCUUAGAGAACUUUUGGCUACUCAUCCAGGGUUGGAAUUCUUACACGGUACACCUGAAUUUCAAGAAAGAUAUGCUGAAACUGUUACAUACAGAAUGUUUUACUACAUAAACAGAUCGGGUAACGGCCGUCUUAACCUCAGGGAGCUGAAACGUUCAGACCUAAUUUCUGCAUUGCAACAUGCAGAUGAAGAAGAAGAUAUCAACAAGGUCUUGAGGUACUUCUCCUAUGAACACUUCUAUGUCAUAUAUUGCAAGUUUUGGGAGCUGGAUACAGAUCAUGAUUUUCUCAUUGAUAAAGAGAACCUUAUUAGAUAUGGUAACCAUGCACUUACUUAUCGGAUUGUUGAUAGAAUAUUUUCUCAGGUUCCAAGAAAAUUCACGAGUAAGGUUGAAGGAAAGAUGGGUUAUGAAGAUUUUGUUUACUUCAUAUUGGCAGAGGAGGAUAAGCCAUCUGGGCCUAGUCUUGAGUACUGGUUCAAGUGUAUAGAUUUGGAUGGAAAUGGGAUUCUGACAAGGAAUGAAAUGCAAUUUUUUUAUGAGGAGCAGCUGCAUAGAAUGGAAUGCAUGGCCCAAGAGCCUAUACUUUUUGAGGAUAUUUUGUGCCAAAUGAUUGACAUGAUUAAUCCAGAGAAUGAAAACUUUAUUACGUUACAUGACUUGAAGGGCAGCAAGCUUUCAGGCAGUGUUUUCAACAUUCUUUUUAACCUCAACAAAUUCAUGGCAUUUGAAACUCGUGAUCCUUUCCUGAUUCGUCAGGAGCGAGAGAACCCAAAUAUGACCGAGUGGGAUCGGUUUGCACACAGAGAAUAUAUUAGGCUUUCAAUGGAGGAAGAUGCUGAAGAUGCCUCCAAUGGAAGUCCUGAUAUGUGGGAUGAAUCACUUGAAGCUCCCUUUUAACUUUUUGUUGUUGGAUACAAGGCAUACAGAAUCAUGUUUGGCCUGGCUAUUGAACAUCAAAGGGCAAAUUGUGCACACCAAAUCUUCAAGGGGAUGACCGGAGAUGACUCAAUCUGUCAAAUUCACAAAAAAAAAAAAUUGAAAAAAAAGGUCCCUUGAGAUUGAGGGACGAUUGAUAAUUCCUUCUACACAGAACUUGUUUAACCAAGUAAAGUUUCAUACUACACAAGCUCCUGGCUUGAAUACCGAGUCUCUUGUCAAGUCACGCAAAUGGUGUGAUUAAACAGAAGCAGAGUCUUGUUCACAGCUUGUAGAACUUUGUUCUUUGUCUAGAUGUAAGGAACCACACUUAUUACUUGUUCUAGAUAGUGCUUCCAAGAAUGUUUUUCUUAUAAGUGGUUCAGUUUUUCUUUUUUGGUUGGUAUAUAUAGGUUCGCUUUGUUAGGUUGUAAGGUUUCGUCUGUUUUUCACCUUUCUUUUCUUUGCAAUUGAGACAUUCAUAGCAGCCUGAAUAGUUGUGGCAGCCAUGUGUAAUGAUAUUUUCCAUUGCCCAAUACUUGGUCAUAGUAAUCUGUUUCUAAUGUAAUGGGCAUCACCCAUAAACUUGUUUGAGAGUUGAUAAAUAUGGCAAUCAGGAAGUUCCUUAGUUACUUGAUAAA
Ipomoea triloba (trilobed morning glory) is the source of this 2669-nucleotide messenger RNA. RefSeq names its product serine/threonine protein phosphatase 2A regulatory subunit B''beta-like. NCBI's taxonomy places the organism in Eukaryota, Viridiplantae, Streptophyta, Magnoliopsida, Solanales, Convolvulaceae. Gene Ontology annotation, biological process: protein dephosphorylation. Gene Ontology annotation, molecular function: protein phosphatase regulator activity; calcium ion binding. Gene Ontology annotation, cellular component: protein phosphatase type 2A complex. The transcript is spliced from 13 exons. The coding region runs from base 391 to 2010 and encodes 539 amino acids. The record is from RefSeq and is a predicted model, not a curated record.